Molecule: messenger RNA, 1830 nt
Organism: Phaedon cochleariae (mustard beetle)
Lineage: Eukaryota; Metazoa; Arthropoda; Insecta; Coleoptera; Chrysomelidae
Source: the annotation of a GenBank genome assembly
AUGGAGAAAUACGAACAGUUAUCCAUAGUUGGCGAAGGCUCAUACGGACUAGUGAUGAAGUGUAGACAUAGGGAAACGGAACAAAUAGUGGCGGUAAAGAAGUUCCUGGAAACAGAAGAGGACGCUACCAUUAGAAAGAUGGCUUUGAGAGAGAUCAGGAUGUUGAAAAGACUGAAGCAUGAAAAUCUGGUGACGAUGAUAGAAGUAUUCAGGCAUCGAAAACGUUUCUAUUUGGUGUUUGAAUACUUGGAAGGAACCGUUCUGGACGAGCUGGACAAAAUGCCAGGCGGAUUAGGCGAAGAAAGGACCAGAGAAAGGAUUUUUCAAGUCGCCAGAGGAAUCAGCUACUGUCACACCAACCAAAUAAUCCACCGAGACGUCAAACCAGAAAAUGUCCUGGUCUCCUCCCUGGGCGUGGUCAAGCUGUGCGACUUCGGGUUCGCGCGUAUGGUCAGCUCGGCCGGGGAAGUAUGCACGGAGUACGUGGCAACCAGGUGGUACAGGGCGCCAGAGCUGCUGGUCGGCGAGCCCAAUUACGGGCAGCCCAUUGACGUAUGGGCCAUCGGCUGUCUCUUCGCCGAGAUGAUGACGGGGGAUCCGCUUUUUCCUGGCGAAAGUGAUAUUGAUCAGCUUCAUCUCAUCGUGAAGCUGUUGGGAAAACCCUGUGCCCGCCACGAACACCUCAUGGCGAAGAACACGCAGCUCAAGGCCGCCGUCAAGCUCCAAAACCACACCGACCCGGGGGGCCUGUACGACCGCUUCCCCUCCUGGCCCUCGCUGACUGUCGACUUCCUCACCAGCUGCACCAAAAUGGACCCGCAGCACCGACUUACCGCCGACGAGCUGCUCAGGCACCGGUACUUCCAGCACGACUCGUUUCCGCAAAGGUUCGUGCCUAUGUUGAGAGAGAAGGUCGGCUUAGAGCUGAACAGUCCGCUGCUGAGGAAGUUCAAGACGGAGAUACUGAUGGCGACCGAUAAGAAGGACGAGACGAGGAGGAGAUCGAGGGACUCCAAGUGGAGGUUCACCCUGUCCGAGGGCACCAUGAAGCGCAAGCUCAGCCAGGACGUCGCCACCUUCGAUUCCUUCUCCGAAAAGAACCUUAUCACGCUGGCUAACACCGCCCAGCGGCUGCACGUGCUGCACAGGAAUGGCCAGGCGCAGACGCAGAAGGAGAAGCCGGGCAAGAGCCUCGCAGUCGACGUGCAGAUGCUGGAGAAGUCGCUGGAGAGCCUGGCCAAGGACAACAGGCAAGGGGACGGCCAGAAGGAGGAUCAUGGAGACUCUCCCUUCGUAGGGAAUCACGAAUAUGGCGACACCAACAGAUCCCCGAACAUCCAUUCGGUCCUUCAUCCCAGCAUAAACAACAUCAGUUUCACCAGAGACUCGCUGAAAAAGUCUCCAAACAUCCUACAUAGCAUCAACAACACCGGCGCGAAGCCCAAUCAGGUGCCGCUGUUGAGCAAUCCGAGGAGCCAGUUCCUGAAGAAGUUGGAGAGGAACGUCGUUGUGGAGAACAUUUUCGCUACGGGAGAUCCUGGACACGUUUUCGAUAGCGGCGCACCCUCCUGGCUGAACAGCUUCACCACCAGCCUGUAUAGGAAGAAGGAGAUGAAGACCAGGAGUGAUGAUUUCAGUUUACCGAAUCUACCAGGAGCCACUACUGGUCUUUGCAGAAGGAAAAAAAGGAGUUCACCAGAGAAGCAUAUGGACCAUUCCAACGAAAUAACACCGAAUUACAGAUAUAUGAAGACAAAAAGAAAACGUAACACCUUAGACAUUAGUUUGCCAAGUCUGGUCAGACAAAAUGAUGGUUACGUCGUCAUAUGA